AUGCUUUUUAAAUUUUUCUUUAUCUUCCUUGUCCUGCUCUACCACACACAGGCUGCCAAAAAAGGCCUCACCAUGCAACUGCAAAAUAUAAGUUGCACCUUUGACAAGGAACUGGUGAAAAUGCUUGAAUGCCGAUACGUUAAACCGGCUCGCGUCUCGUUAAAUUUUCAACUUCAACGCGAUUUACAUGAAAAUGCCGAAUUACAUAUACGAGUCUAUGCCACUCCCUUCAGGGGUAGGAAACCCAUCGAGUUCUUAAAUGUCAAAACGAAUAUUUGUCAAACGUUGUCGCAAACGAUGGCAUUUCCAUUGUUGAAAAAUAUUAUGAGCCAAUUGCGUAGCACCAGUAAUUUUCCCUACUCCUGUCCGGUGAAGAAGGAUAUUGAGUUCUAUAUAAAAAAUUUCAAUUUGAAUACCAAACUGGUACCGGCGUACGCCCCACAGUUGACGUUUAAUUGUUCGCUGGAUUUCUACGAACAUGGCAAGUUGGUUACAACAUUUUACAUUGAGGGUGCCAAUAUUCCGAAAUAA
Messenger RNA from Musca domestica (house fly), 531 nucleotides. RefSeq lists its product as uncharacterized. The transcript is spliced from 3 exons. Bases 1 to 531 code for a protein of 176 amino acids. The record is from RefSeq and is a predicted model, not a curated record. NCBI's taxonomy places the organism in Eukaryota, Metazoa, Arthropoda, Insecta, Diptera, Muscidae.